UUUCUAUAUAAAGAUGAAUGAGGAGCCCAUAAGUCAUACUGCACUAAACCCGGACUCACUGCAGAGGCACCCAAUGAAAAAUAACAUGGAGCAUAAAUCUAGUUCAAGUGAAUUGCCAUUCGCCAAGAAAGAGCUGAAACACCACAGAGGUUGUAAAAAACAGAAGAAAAAUACAGCAGAAGAUGUCAGUGGCAAAGAUUUUUUAACUCUUCCAUGGAGGCUCAUUUCUGGGGUGCUGGGGGUCCUGUGCCUUCUUCUGUUGGUUACAGCCAUUGUGGUGUCUCUUCUCACUGCAAACUCAUCUUCUGAGCAAACACCUCUCAUGAUCCAGCAAAAAGGUUGUCAUUCUUGUCCAGAGAAUUGGAUUUGGUUCAGAUACAGUUGUUACUACUUCUCCAAGGAACAGUUAACUUGGAGAGAGAGUCAACGUGCCUGCUUAGCUCAGAAUUCCAGUCUCAUGAAGAUAAACAGGGAGGAGCUGCAUUUCUUCUCGUUAAACUCUUUCUUUUGGAUUGGAGUCUACCAUAAUGGAAUUGAUAAGCAAUGGCUGUGGGAAAAUGGCUCAGUUAUGUCCUCUGAUAUCUUUGACUGUCAUAGACAUCAAAAGAAACAAGUCUGUUUGUCUUACAAAUCAAGAGACGUUUAUUCAGGUGAUAAUUGUGAAACUAAACUGAACUACAUCUGUAAGAAUCAUCGUAUUUAAAUGUUUAUGAAGUCACAGAAAAGAUGAAAAUUACUCUUGUCUCAUGCUGGGCCCUGACACCACUGGUCGUUUUCCCAUUCUCUGGAGAAAAUAUGUAAAUUUACAUCUUUGGUUUAAUAAAAAUAGAAUCCUCUAAA
Molecule: messenger RNA, 840 nt
Organism: Trichechus manatus latirostris (Florida manatee)
Lineage: Eukaryota; Metazoa; Chordata; Mammalia; Sirenia; Trichechidae
Product: killer cell lectin-like receptor subfamily E member 1
Biological process (GO): positive regulation of natural killer cell mediated cytotoxicity; stimulatory C-type lectin receptor signaling pathway
Cellular component (GO): external side of plasma membrane; plasma membrane
Molecular function (GO): transmembrane signaling receptor activity
Source: RefSeq, a predicted model, not a curated record